Molecule: messenger RNA, 1866 nt
Organism: Labrus mixtus (cuckoo wrasse)
Lineage: Eukaryota; Metazoa; Chordata; Actinopteri; Labriformes; Labridae
Product: matrix metalloproteinase-18
Exons: 10
Coding region: 348-1853 (501 amino acids)
Biological process (GO): proteolysis; extracellular matrix organization; collagen catabolic process
Cellular component (GO): extracellular matrix
Molecular function (GO): zinc ion binding; metalloendopeptidase activity
Source: RefSeq, a predicted model, not a curated record
UCAAUUUUGAACGAUUCUGAUUCAUUAACAUACGGAAGGUGGUGAGAACAAAAUUGGCUGGUAUGCACGUGUCAUGAAUCUGACGGUGAUUUUUGCGUAUGGACUUAUUUUACGCAAACACUUCUACGCAGAUAUGAGGCCCGAUGUAUUUUGUAAUGAAGGGUCCUUGUGAAGACCCUGUUCUGUGAGGAGCCCCCUUGCUGUUCUUGUUGGGACAGGAGCACUCGACAUAAUUAACAGGUGGUCCCUGCUGCAGCUCUGCUUACAUACAGCCCUGUGUGUCUGCAGUGUCUGUGCAGCUGCAGCUCACAGACAGUCUGACUCGUUGGGACUCCUGCCAGUCAAACAUGAAGAUGCUCUGGCUCACACUUCUUCUGACUCUUGUGAUGCCCGGCCAGACUCCAGUCACGGCCUUUCCUCUCCGCAGCAAAGACGAGAUACCUGCACAACGCCUCGCUGGACCGCCUGAAGCUGAGCAGAAGUUUGCAGAGGAAUAUCUACGCCACUUCUAUGACUACAAGCCAAAGUCACAGAGGCAGAAGAGGGCUGCAGACGGACAUGUGGAUAAUGAGUGGACUACUGACUUUUGCAAUAAGGUCCAAGAGAUGCAGCGCUUCUUUGGCUUGCCUCCAAGUGGAGAGCUGACCAACGAGACUCUGGCCGUGAUGAGGAGGCCGCGCUGUGGUCUGUCGGAUGUGGAGCGAUUUGAAGAGACAAUUCGCUGGAAGAAGAACACGCUCAGCUACAGGAUCACUGGCUAUAACUUUCCCAUCCCGGCCUCAAAAGUUCACAAAGUGUUCAGAGCAGCCUGGAAGAUCUGGUCCAACGUUGCACCCAUGAAAUUUCGCAAGAGGAACAGGAAAGAGGCUGACAUCGUCAUCUCCUUCCACAAUGGAGAUCAUAAGGACGGCUCACCUUUCGAUGGGAAAGGAGGGAUCCUGGCUCAUGCCUUCCAGCCCGGCUAUGGUAUCGGAGGAGACGUUCACUUUGAUGCUGAUGAAGAGUGGAGCUUCAAUUCUACUGGCUUUAACCUGUUAGCUGUAGCAGUCCAUGAAUUCGGCCAUGCACUCGGCCUUCCCCACUCGUCUGACCUCGGAGCAAUCAUGUACCCUGCGUACAACUUCGCCCCCACUCAUGAGCUCCAGCUCUCCUUUCGUGACGUCAAAGAUGUCCAAAACAUGUAUGGUGUAAGUCCCAAUUUUGAUUCACUGUUCUCAAAAAACCCUCCCCCAAGAACACCCGACAAAUGUGAUCCAGAUUUAUCAUUUGAUGCAGUAUCAGAACUACAACAGGAGGUCCUCUUCUUCAAAGACAGAUUUAUGUGGCGCAGACAUCCUAAGUUUGAUGAGACAGGAAUGACCUUGAUCAGCAGUCUGUGGUCCGACAAUGUACCUUCUUACCUGGAUGCCGUUUAUGAGAAUGUGGAGAGGAAUGUUAUUGUGUUUUUCAAAGGUCAGAAAUACUGGAUCCUGAGGCAGCUAAAACUUGAAGAGGGGUUUCCAAGAAACAUCUCAGACUUUGGAUUCCCCUCCACAAUAAAAUCUGUAGACGCUGCUCUUCACUUCAGGAAUAAACGCCUCACCGUGUUCUUCACUGGAAAACAGUGUUGGAGGUACAAUGAGCUGCAGAAGACGAUGCAGGGAUCACCGACGCUUAUAGAGGAGCAGUGGCCGGGCGUACCAACUCCAAUAGAUGCAGCGGUCUUCUAUGAAGGAUUUGUGCACUUCUUCAAGGGAAAUAUUCACUACGAGUUCGACUCACUCUCCAAAAGUGUUGUCUCCACUGGCCCUCUUAACAACGAGCUGGACUGCAGGGAGACGGGGGACAAUGAAGUCCUGCCUGAGAGGAGAUGACAUGAGGAAAGAC